CCCAUUUGACUUGGUGGACUUGUGGAGUUUGACCUUUUACCCAAAACCGAGCAGUAGUCAUCUUUUGUCUUCCAGCCUCCGCCCUACAAAUAGCCAGCACAGAACAGUCGUGAAGAUGGUGGUUCUAUCUAAAGAGUACGGAUAUGUGGCGCUAACCGGAGCGGCGUCGUUUCUCCUGAUGGUUCACCUGGCUCAUGGCGUCGUGAAGGCUCGGAAGAAGUACAAUGUCCCGUAUCCCACAAUGUACAGUGAUGAUCCAGAGACUGGCCACAUAUUCAACUGUAUCCAGCGAGGUCAUCAGAACACUAUUGAAAUCCUGUCUCCAUUCCUCUUUCAUUUAUCUGUGGGUGGGAUUCGGCAUCCACGCCUGGCCAGUGUGUUGGGGAUGAUCUGGAUUGUCAGUCGGGUGCUUUACGCUCGAGGAUACUCUACUGGAAAGCCUCAGAAGCGACAUCGGGGGACUUUUGGUAUGGUUGCUCUGGUGGGUCUGUUUCUUUGCACAGUGGACACCGGGAGAGUGAUGCUCGGAUGGGGACCUGGCAUCAAAUGGCCCAGAUGUUUUAAAUAAUUCACAUUAAUUUGAUUCUAUUCCAGUUUUACAUUCUAUUAAAUGCUCAGUAAAAAGCAGUAAUAAUAAAAAGUGCACACAGUGUGUACAUUUUUAAAUAAAUAGCACAAAAGUGCAGGAUCGAAUGUGUCAA
This is a messenger RNA of Danio aesculapii, 701 nucleotides long. RefSeq names its product microsomal glutathione S-transferase 3a (gene mgst3a). The coding region runs from base 116 to 568 and encodes 150 amino acids. The record is from RefSeq and is a predicted model, not a curated record. Gene Ontology annotation, molecular function: glutathione peroxidase activity; glutathione transferase activity. Gene Ontology annotation, cellular component: endoplasmic reticulum; nuclear envelope; membrane. The transcript is spliced from 6 exons. NCBI's taxonomy places the organism in Eukaryota, Metazoa, Chordata, Actinopteri, Cypriniformes, Danionidae.